AUGCACAAUGACGAGCCCCUCGAGCUGGAAGCCCUGGCCAGCACUAUCCAAGCCAGAUUAACCAAAGUACACACCUUGGGCCGUUAUAGGAAGCAAGACCCGCAGUCGCCCACGACCUCGCUCUCGUCCUCGACUUCGUCCUCGACUUCGUCCUCGACUUCGUCCUCGACUUCGACUUCGGCUUCGUCCUCGACUUCGACUUCGUCGGAAAUCGUUCAGCAGCUUCGACGUCCGUUGAGGUUCCGCAUCAAUCCAUUCAUUCUGUUGAAAGGUCACCAGUUUGAGCGCAUCAGGGAGGUUCUGGAGCUCAACGCAUUCGAGCUGGCCGCCGGCAAGAAAACUAAGGUUUCCGCAAAGAGGGUCUUCAUGCGAGUGUGGCAUCAGGUUUCCUUCAUGGAUAACCAGCCACCCUCCCGCCCGCUCCAACUGGAACCAUUUAAGCCCGAAGAGUCCGAAGAGAGUGACGAGCAGCAGCUCUUCAAGUUGCGCAAGGUGGAGACAUGCUACGACCUGUCCCGUGUGGGCAUUGAGCCACCAGCCACAGGCCCUGAGCAACAGGGUGGAUCCUCUGACGAUGGGGGCGAGGCAGCCACUUCCACUUCCACUGCCACUGCCACUGCCACUAAGCCAACAGUGUUCGAAGCCAUGGAAGACGAAGACGAGUCCAUGGACGAGCUGGUGGAUUAG
Molecule: messenger RNA, 687 nt
Organism: Drosophila subobscura
Lineage: Eukaryota; Metazoa; Arthropoda; Insecta; Diptera; Drosophilidae
Exons: 3
Coding region: 1-687 (228 amino acids)
Source: RefSeq, a predicted model, not a curated record